GCUGUACGCUCACGACCUUUUGUGCAGGAAUAUCAAUGGUUAUAUGGCCUUUGCCAAUCCGAGAUCCUACAAUCGCUUGCCCACACCGUUCGAUUUCGCUUGACCUCACCAAGAAUACAGGACCUUGAACCGUAAUACCUUCCCCAUCAUGUCGAGCAACAACCCUUACGCGAACCCCGGUGAUAACCAGCCUUAUGAUCCUUAUAUCCCCGCUGGAGGUUCUGCUCCAGGAGGUAGCGGAUCCGGACCUGCGGGUGGGGUCGCUAGACAGGGAGAUCAGAGGACCGCAGCGCUUCAAGCCGAGAUCGACUCGACCGUCGGGAUCAUGAGGGAUAACAUCAACAAGGUGACCGAGCGAGGAGCCAACUUGGACACUCUACGUGACAAGAGCGACGACCUCGCCGUUUCUGCACAAGGAUUCCGACGAGGUGCCAACAGGGUCAGGAAGCAGAUGUGGUGGAAGGACAUGAAGUGGAGGAUCAUCGUCGGGGUCGGUAUCGUGAUCUUGAUCAUCGUCAUCGUCGUACCGAUCGUCAAAGCCGUUCAAGGCAAGUAAACGAACCCUUCCACGUUUCCUAUCUUCUUCCUUUCCUCUUUCGCCUCCUUUCAACUAGCGUACCCACCUCUUCAAGCCGGUACGGUGGGCCACUCCAGUUCCAUCUAGUCUUGUUCACUGGCCGCAGGAUGAUCUGUUUGGUCGGAUGUUUUCUCUUUGUUGUACUUGAUGGAUGGGAAUGUUGCCUCGCGAGCUUGCUCUAUUGGCUGAAUGCCCAAGCUCAGAAUUCUGCAAACAGCGCCCUCGUCUGGCCUAGUCUACGACGAUACAAAGAAUUGUAGAUAGUGGGCUUGGUUGUGCAGGGAUGGUUUUCAAGUAGUUGGGCUUGUCAGGGUUCUUCUGCCGAUCCUCGGCUCACUUCGUCAACAAACCGAUCUCCGAGCGAGACCAUAUCGUCAUAAUCGAUCAGAG
This is a messenger RNA of Filobasidium floriforme, 967 nucleotides long. RefSeq names its product synaptobrevin-domain-containing protein. The transcript has 6 exons. Gene Ontology annotation, biological process: vesicle fusion; vesicle-mediated transport. Lineage: Eukaryota; Fungi; Basidiomycota; Tremellomycetes; Filobasidiales; Filobasidiaceae. Gene Ontology annotation, cellular component: SNARE complex; plasma membrane. Bases 149 to 556 code for a protein of 135 amino acids. The record is from RefSeq and is a predicted model, not a curated record. Gene Ontology annotation, molecular function: syntaxin binding; SNAP receptor activity.